This is a messenger RNA of Poecilia reticulata (guppy), 1071 nucleotides long. Lineage: Eukaryota; Metazoa; Chordata; Actinopteri; Cyprinodontiformes; Poeciliidae. The record is from RefSeq and is a predicted model, not a curated record.
AAUUAUGAUKUUCUUUCUUGUUCUUUAAGAUUCUCUAAACAUUCAAAUGGCACACACACUUUCAAACAGAGCCCAUUUUGUUUGCCAUUAUUGCAUUUGUUCCGUUUGAAAUGGUUAAUUCUCCUGAAACAUAACAUCCCUUCUGUGCAGGUUGGUUGUGGUGUGGGCAACACAGUUUUCCCAAUACUCAAGACCAACAAUGACCCUGGACUUUUUGUUUACUGCUGUGAUUUCUCCARCACUGCUGUGGAAUUAGUGAAGACUAAUCCAGAGUACGAUUUGAACCGCUGCUUUGCCUUUGUGCACGACUUGAGCGACGUCGAGGCCAGUUUCCCCAUCCCUGAUGGAUCCCUGGACGUUAUCGUGCUGAUCUUUGUGCUGUCGGCUCUGCAUCCCGACCAGAUGCAGGCCUCCAUCAGUAGAUUAGCAGGUCUGCUGAAACCAGGUGGUGUGAUGCUGCUGAGGGAUUAUGGACGCUACGAUAUGGCACAGCUGCGCUUCAAGAAAGGGAGAUGUCUGKCAGAAAACUUUUACGUCAGAGGGGACGGAACACGAGUUUAUUUCUUUACUCAGGAUGAGCUUCAUGAGUUGUUUGCAGAGGCUGGGCUUGAAAAAGUGCAGAACCUUGUGGACAGGCGGCUGCAGGUGAACAGAGGGAAACAGCUCACCAUGUACAGGGUUUGGAUCCAGUGCAAGUACCGCAAGCCUUGUUGAGAAACAAGGCGAGACGAGAGGAAAAAUCCCACCUAAGCUGACAAAGAUUACAGCCGUUUCCAGAAGACGUGGAACAAUGGGAUCAUGGAGUUUUUUUUAUUAAUUUUUUUUCUUGAACUGGCUGCCAUAACCCUGGUGGACAUUUUUUAUUUACAUGUUCAUCUGGGAAAAAUGCUCUUGGUCACCAAAUUGAUGACYUUUCUCCUGAUGAGUUGUCUAAUCUGAAAAAGAACUGGUAACCGCUGUAAAAAGAGACUGGUUUUAAUUUACACAUUUUUCAAAAUAGAUUGCAUGACUUUUUUGUAUUUGACAUUUUUUGUACAUGCUAAAUUAAAACCCAGUGCUGAAAAAAAUCCU